This is a messenger RNA of Prunus armeniaca (apricot), 309 nucleotides long. NCBI's taxonomy places the organism in Eukaryota, Viridiplantae, Streptophyta, Magnoliopsida, Rosales, Rosaceae. The record is from the annotation of a GenBank genome assembly.
AUGGCGCAUGCAUCUUGUGAGAUAAUUUGGUUGAGAUACUUGCUACAAGAUUUUCAAGUCAAUAUCCAAGAGCCCGCUGUUUUGCAUUGUGACAAUCAAGCUGCACUACACAUAGCAGCCAAUCCAGUUUUUCAUGAGCGUACAAAACAUAUCUUGGUAUUGGAGAAAAUUCAAUCUGGGAUGAUUACUACUGCAUACACGCCUUCUUCCCACCAGUUGGCAGACAUCUUCACAAAACCACUUGGAAGAGAUUCCUUCAAUAUAAUUAUUCGCAAGUUGGGAGUUCUGAACCUUCACUCUCCAACUUGA